AUGUAUUAUAUCACAAAUUCAACCACAGAAGUGAACUGUCACGGAGAACCUAUUGAAAAUUUGAGCACCAAACUCAACCGCACACAGAGUUGUGUUAAUUCAAUUACAGUUCUUGAAACCGGUGAAAGGAAAGUAGAAAGUGGAAGAAGAAGGGGAGUGAAGAAGGAGAAAAGGAAGGAGAAAGAAAAAAGGGAGUACGGAGUAAGGGAGAAAGUGAGAGAAGAGGAAAGGGAUUGGCUGAAAACGAAAACAGAAGAAGAGAGAAGGGAGGGAAAAGAGGUGGAUCAAGGGGAAAAAGAGGAGGAAAUAUCUAAAAAAUGUCAGAUGUUGGAGAGAACUUCAACCAAAGAAAAAGGAAUAGAAUUAAGAAAAAGAAAAGAAGGAAGAGAAAAAAAUGAGUGGGAGGUAGCAAUUAAGGAAAUGAUAGAGAAAGAGGUGAUGGCGAUUCUUAGGGAGGAAGUGAAGGUAGCUCUAAAGGAAGAAAUAAGAGAUCUGAUGGAUAGUCUGGAAGAAAGUAAGAGAGAUUUCGAAAGGAAGAGGAAAGGAAUAAUGGAGGAAGUGUGGAAGCUAAGAGAGGAGAUAAAGAACGAGACAGAAAAGAUGGCCCAAGAAAAGAAAAGGAUGAAAAAGCAGAUAAAAGAAAUAACUAGGAGGGAAAAGAAGUUAGUAUGUGUAGAGAAAACAGUGAAAAAGUUAGAAGUGAACAAAGAUAAAGAAGGGAAUAGAAUAGCAGAGGAAGGAGACUUAUGCAGAAGAUUAAGAGAAAUGGAAAUCAAGUGGGAGAAGAAAAGCAGAAGCGAAAGGAAAAGAAAUAUAAUUAUUAAGGGUAUUAAGAUAAAAGAAGGAGGGAAUGGAAGGGAAGAAGCAGAGCAGAUAUUGAAAGAGAUUGGAAGUAAUGCAGUUAUAGAAGAGAUAAGAAAGGGAGAAAGGGAAGAAGGAGGAGGGGAAUGGUGCAUAGUGAAGAUAAAAACAAUGCAGCAGAAAAGAGAUGUGAUGGAAAGGAAAAAGAUAUUGGUAGGAAGGAAAGAAAGAAUAGAGGACGACAUGACGUGGGAGGAAAGAAAAAUAAAAUGGAGAAUAAGACAAAUAGUAGAGCAGGAAAGAAGGAAAGGAAAGAAAGUGGUGGAAGGGUAUAUGAAAAUAUGGAUAGGAGGGGAAGGAUGGGUAUGGGAUGAAAAAAAGGAGGUUCUAAGGAAUAGGAAGGGACAAAGAGGAAAGACUGUCAUAGAGAAAAGAGAAGGUAUAGAAAGAAUGGAAAUACAGGAAAGAGUAGAUUCGGACCAUUUGCCAACAAUAAUAACGUUGACAAAGGGAAGGGGAAGGAAGGAAAGGGAAGGGGAAGGGAGGAAAAGGAGAAAAAGAAGACAUUGGAAUGAGGAGAAGAGGAAAGAAUUCAGAAUAGAGAUGGAAAAGAAGGAAAUAGGGGCAGUGAUAAUGUGGAAGAAAGGAUAA
This is a messenger RNA of Megalopta genalis, 1452 nucleotides long. The record is from RefSeq and is a predicted model, not a curated record. NCBI's taxonomy places the organism in Eukaryota, Metazoa, Arthropoda, Insecta, Hymenoptera, Halictidae.